AUGGACGUCGACAUGUGCUUCAACCGCACCGGCACCGACAUGUUCAGCGACUUCGACUUCGCCAGUCACGAGUACCCGCUGGAGUACAAGCCGCUGGAGUUCAGUCCGGAGAGCAUUGUGAAGAUAGUGGCGUAUGCGCUGGUGUUCGUCGGCUCGCUGGUUGGCAACAUUAGCGUGAUCGUCAUCGCCGCCACCAACAUCCACAUGCGCUCGGCCAUCAACGCCUACCUGGUCAACCUGGCCGUGGCCGACAUCUGCAUCGUGCUCUUCUGCAUGUGGGUCCACCUGGUGGUCAACAUAACUCACCCCAUCUUCGUGCUCGGCGCCUUCUGGUGCAAGUUCAACGGCUUCGCGCAGGUGACGUCACUGACGGCGUCGGUGCUGACGCUGACGGCGAUCGCGUGUGACCGGUUCGCGGCCGUCAUGUUUCCGCUGCGCUCGCUGCGCUUCCGGGGGCUUCAGCGCUCCUCCUCGGUGAUCCUGCUCAUCUGGGCCGUCUCGGCCGGCGUGGCGCUGCCCCUGCUCGUCUACAGGGAUCUGAUCGAGGUCCAGUGGAAGGACAUGCUGGAGGUGUCGUGCCAGGAUACCUGGCCAGUGGCCUGGGUCUUUGAUCCUCUUGCCGGACAGUGUGUGCGCACACACAAGCACAAGCACGCCUACUACACCAUGGUGACGCUGGCGCUGUUCUUCGCUCCGAUUGCCAUCAUGGGCGUGACGUACGUGCUGAUCGUCUGGCGGCUCUGGGUGUCAGGGGUUCCCAACAUCGGCGGCACCUCACGCGUCCACACGCAGCACAACGCCAAGAAAACGGUACGCCACGGCGAGUUUGAGGCCCUCUGGUGCGUGGGUUCUCAACCACUGUCCGUUUUCGCUCCAAAUGGAAGCGAUAGUGAUUUGAUGAUGCAGCCCAUUGGGACGCUAGAUGCGUAAAUAAACGCUUAAGGCGGUGCGCUGCCCCACCGCAGUUGGCCAUUUCUGUAUUUCGAGGUUGAAAUGUAACCCUGACGUCACUUACUCGACAUACGCUUUUUGUUUACCUCUGGAAGAAACAUUGCGCAAACAACGCGGCUUACAUUGCCACAUCUGUUUCGUUCAAGGAAUAUCUUCCAGCCAAUGUAGCUUAGAUCACCAAAGCCUAGAUUGUCUUCUACGUCAAGUGAUUGAUAAUUAUCGCUGAUGAUCCUUCUCUGAGUAAUGUUUCUUUUCACGACUUUGCUGAAAGUGGCACGCAUUCUGCCAGGUGUCGUGAUUAACGGACAGGCCAACCCACAAACGUUUGAUUUUCUGUGUGCGAAUAAAUGCGCUCAAUUUCUACAUCCUGAAGGAAGUUAAGCUCAGAUUUUGAAAGAAGCCGUCUGACGUUUGCUGCAUGUGUAAGCUC
Pollicipes pollicipes is the source of this 1381-nucleotide messenger RNA. RefSeq names its product QRFP-like peptide receptor. The coding region runs from base 1 to 930 and encodes 309 amino acids. The transcript is spliced from 6 exons. Gene Ontology annotation, biological process: neuropeptide signaling pathway. Gene Ontology annotation, molecular function: neuropeptide receptor activity. Lineage: Eukaryota; Metazoa; Arthropoda; Thecostraca; Pollicipedomorpha; Pollicipedidae. Gene Ontology annotation, cellular component: plasma membrane. The record is from RefSeq and is a predicted model, not a curated record.